UGGCCUUAGGAUAUAUCUGUUCGUUUCGUAACACUUCCAAGUCCCUUUCCCGCCAUCGUAACCCUAGUUUAGUUUCAUCUGUAAAAUCUUUUUCGCUCACUCUACCAAAAUUCUACCACAUUGCACUUCAAAACUCUUCAAAAUUACGUUCUUCUCACGCUUUACUCUCCGAUCGGCUUUACUUCAUUUUGGUAGAAGCCGAUCGUCUGAUCCUAGGUGCAACUUUUUAUCAUUUAGUCUCUUCCAAGCCUCUUACGCAGUUAUGGAAACUGAAACCAGUACUGGCCUUUCCAAUGGUAGCACCAAUGAUAAUUCUACUCCCCAAAGGAGUUACCAAGUUGUUUUAGCUGCAACUCGAAGUAUGGGUAUUGGUAAGGAGGGGAAGUUACCUUGGAAACUGCCUUCAGAUCUCAAGUUCUUCAAGGAGAUCACUAGCACUACAUCAGAUUCUACAAAAAAGAAUGCUGUUAUUAUGGGCAGAAAGACUUGGGAAAGUAUUCCUCUUAAAAAUCGGCCUCUUCCUGGCCGCCUCAAUGUUAUUCUUACGCGUUCAGGGAGUUUUGACAUCGCUACUGCAGAAAAUGUCGUUAUAUGUGGGAGCUUAUGUUCCGCUUUGCAAUUAUUGGCAGUCUCCCCUUAUUGUCUAUCAAUUGAGAAAGUGUUUGUUAUAGGAGGUGGUGAGAUUUUCAGGGAUUCCCUCAAUGGUCAUGGAUGUGAAGCAAUUCAUGUCACUGAAAUUGGGACUAAUUUUGAAUGUGACACUUUUGUUCCUGCAAUUGAUGUCUCUUUAUUUCAACCCUGGCACUCAUCAUUUCCUUUGGUUGAAAACAAUAUUCGGUUUUCUUUUACCACCUAUGUUCGUGUGAAGAAUUCUGGAGUAAAACAAAUUAAUCAGACGAAUAGCAAGAUUCCUGAUAAUUGCUUGGAUUCUUCCCAGGAUGAGGUUAAGAUAUUUUCUUUCUUGCCUAACAUGAUUUUUGAGAAACAUGAAGAAUACAAGUAUCUGAGAUUGGUUGAAGAAAUCAUAUCAAAUGGCAUGCCAAAGGAUGACAGGACAGGAACAGGAACUCUGUCAAAAUUCGGUUGCCAGAUGAGGUUCAAUUUGCGCAAAUCUUUCCCGCUUCUUACAACAAAGAAAGUCUUUUGGAGAGGUGUUGUUGAAGAACUCUUGUGGUUUAUCAGUGGAUCAACUAGUUCUAAGGUCCUACAACAGAAGGGCAUUCAUAUUUGGGAUGGCAAUGCAUCCAGAGAUUACCUUGACAGUAUCGGUUUGAAGGACAGGGAAGAGGGUGAUCUGGGACCAGUUUAUGGGUUUCAGUGGAGACACUUUGGUGCCAGGUACAUUGACAUGCACACUGACUACUCUGGGCAAGGGUUUGACCAAUUGGCUGAUGUUAUCAACAAGAUUAAAAAUAAUCCAGAUGAUAGACGUAUUAUACUUUCGGCUUGGAAUCCUUCUGAUAUUAAACUCAUGGCACUCCCACCUUGUCAUAUGUUUGCUCAAUUUUAUGUUGCCAAUGGGGAGUUAUCCUGUCAAAUGUAUCAGCGCUCUGCAGAUAUGGGUUUGGGAGUGCCAUUUAACAUCGCAUCAUAUGCUUUGUUGACAUGCAUGGUAGCUCAUGUUACUGAUCUGGUUCCUGGUGAUUUUGUCCAUGUUAUUGGAGAUGCUCAUGUAUAUCGCACUCAUGUCAGACCUCUGCAAGACCAGCUUCAGAAGAUGCCUAGACCUUUUCCAAUUCUGAAUAUCAAUCCACAGAAAAAGGACAUGGAUUCCUUCGUUGCUACUGAUUUCACACUUGUCGGUUAUGAUCCUCACCGGAAAAUAGAAAUGAAAAUGGCAAUAUGAAGUUCCAUUGUAAAUUUUCUGGAACUACUGUGCUCUCUAGAUAUGGUCUUUUUUUGAGUUGACUUGUGGUGGUUCUCUGAUCGUAGAACCACAUUUUGGCAAAAAACAACCUCAGACCAGAUCUUAUUCUCACUUUGUUUGAUCAGGUAGAGCAACUUUGGUGUCGAGGAGCUAUUCUCAUAUUUAGAAUCUAUACGUACUGUACACCUCUAUUGAAGUAGGAUUCCAAAUGCUUUAGUUCCAGAGUCACAGUUUCUAAGGUGAUCUAGAAUGCCAUUUCUUCCUUGUCUUUUAGCUUUUUGGUUAUUGAAAUGAGGCUAUCACUUCUUCGAUGAUGCUUUUUCUCUUGAGCUGAACAAAACGUAGGAGCUAUUGUGUGGAUGUAGUUCGUUUU
Messenger RNA from Nicotiana attenuata, 2240 nucleotides. Its product is annotated as bifunctional dihydrofolate reductase-thymidylate synthase-like. Gene Ontology annotation, cellular component: cytosol; mitochondrion. The transcript has 13 exons. Lineage: Eukaryota; Viridiplantae; Streptophyta; Magnoliopsida; Solanales; Solanaceae. Gene Ontology annotation, biological process: dTMP biosynthetic process; tetrahydrofolate biosynthetic process; one-carbon metabolic process. The record is from RefSeq and is a predicted model, not a curated record. Gene Ontology annotation, molecular function: dihydrofolate reductase activity; thymidylate synthase activity. The coding region runs from base 263 to 1846 and encodes 527 amino acids.